Molecule: messenger RNA, 363 nt
Organism: Armigeres subalbatus
Lineage: Eukaryota; Metazoa; Arthropoda; Insecta; Diptera; Culicidae
Exons: 1
Coding region: 1-363 (120 amino acids)
Source: RefSeq, a predicted model, not a curated record
AUGGAGGCAGUAGUUGAGGACGAAUUGAAGCGACUGGAAGACUCAGGCAUAAUCACACAGGUAGCCUAUGCAGAUUGGGCAGCUCCAAUUGUCGUGGUCCGCAAGCCGGAUCGAUCUGUUCGCAUCUGCGCGGACUUUUCCACCGGAUUGAACAACGCCCUUGAAUCGAACAGCCACCCAUUACCACUUCCGGAUGACAUCUUCAAUCGCAUGGCGCAAUGCACGGUAUUCAGUCAUAUCAACCUAUCAGGUGCGUAUUUGCAAGUUGAGGUCGAUGAGGAAAGCAAAAAACUGGUUUCCAUCAACACCCACAACCACAACACCCAAGUGUAUACCGCUUCAACCGUCUGUCUCCCGGUGUGA